AACAGGGUUGAUGGUAUCCAUAUGGAUUCUGACAGCAAGAACAUACAGGAAUUGGGUCAUAUAAUUGUUUAUUUUAAACAAGAAUGACAGAACAAACAAACAGACAUAAAAGGAAGGUCACAGGGACACAAACAAAUUGAUCAAAAAUCUCUGGUCAUAUUCAGUAUGAUUGAUUUAGCAGCUCUGGUUUGGCUUAUUCCACAAACACUAAAUAGUGAACAACACCUAAACAGAACUAAUGUUCAUUUAUUUGAGUAGCAAUGAACUCACAAUGCAUUCAUUAACGACAUCACUCUACUGCAAAAUCAGGUCCAAACCUGCAACCCAUCACCAUGAACAAUGACCCAUUAAGAGGCUGUUUAUAAACUGCUCAUACAGAAAGCUCAAAGUCAUCACACAGAUAAUGUAAACAAAUAUAAAAGAUGUCCUAAUAUUCACAUUGUGUGAAAAAUGUGAGUAUUAAGUGAGAAAUAUGCAGUGUGUAGCAUUGGCGCAUUUAGAACCUUUUCAGGAUGCUCAACCACUCUAAAAGCAACAUGGCCUUUUAAUGUUACAUUUUCCAGACUUCUCUGUUGGAGAUCGUACAACAGAUUACAGUGAAAUCAAGUCCAGUGUUCUUGAUGUCAUGUUGCUAUUAGUGCACUCACACAGAGGAGCUGCAUGAGAGACGGGGAUGGAAAGGGUUAGAGGUAGAGAGCAAAAUCAAACAGGUGAGAGGCGGCGUGUAGUCAAAGACAGCAAAAGCUGUAGCUUCUGUUUUGCCCACAUAAAUUGAUGAUGAUUUCAUGAUCUAAAGUUUGUGCAAGUGCAAGUUUCUCCUCUUUUUCUGCUUUGCUACAAAUUUUCCUUUAACUUACUUUCAAAAGUUAUAUUAAGAACUGUGAUCAUUUAUUCAGAAUCAUUCUUCAUGCAUAGUGGUCACCAAUGUCCCUCUAAUUUUUCAUGUGUCUGAGUGAACACACUAACUGCCUGAGCGAUCCCUUGGAUCACUGUGAGCAACAGUAGACAUGUGCACUGUGGUCACGCCAGCAUCGAAUCCAUCCAAGUUAUAUGGUUUAUUAAAAUAAUCAAAUUACAGCAUUUACAUUUAUGUUAGACUACUUUUAAGUAACUGCUUUAUCCCAUUUACAAUGAAAAUUUUAAAAAAAAUCUUGUUCAUGACCUGUGGUAAUAUGUUAACACUAUUAGAAGUAAAAAUAACUUGAACUCCAAUUUUGAAAACAAAACUUUUUUUUUUUUUUUUAUAAAGCUCUGACUUGUAUUAUUAGUAUGAGUCUGUGGUCUGGGAGAGAGUCCUGUAACUCUCUGUCUGCAAAAUACAGUAAAUAAUGACCAAUGUUGGGCAUUUAAUUAUAUAGUUACUUCUUCAAAAUGUUACUGAGUUAUACAAACAACAAAGUUUUUUUGCAGCUGUUUACCUAAAAAUGCAGCCAAGGCGUUUUUUUAAAUAAACAUUUCAAACUAUUUACAGAACAAUCAGGUGUUCUGCAUCAAAUUUGAUGCCACACAAAUCAUUUGUGCCACUCCAAAAAAUAAAUUCUGUCCACUAUGAGAUAAAGGAGAACAUCACAGCCUGAUACCUGCAGGCCUGACAACAGGAGAUGUAUCACUCCUGUAACACCUGUAACAUUCAGCAGUCGCCUCAUUGUUCUGACACACACAACAAAACUAUUGACUACACUACACACUAACUACACAAGAUUUGUGCUAAACGUCGCAAAUCUCUCACAUCUCAAAACACGCCAUCACUCCUAAAACUUCCCCCUUCCUAAACAACUAAAUGCCAUGUUGCCAUAUCAUUUUUUGAUUGGCCGACAUGGUACAUGUUUUCGACCAAUAGGAAAGGGUGGGGGUUUUUUGGUUUUGUUUUUGUUCACAGGCGGAGAGUGCUUUCGAGCAUUUUCCUUAUAAAACGCCGUUUUUACCAUUUUUUCCCGCAGUAAAUAUAAACAACAAUAGUAUUCAGGAAGAAAACCAAACAUUGCAUAUAUUUUUCUCAUAACUCCGGUUUUACGUGUCCUAUCAACACAAUUUAAAAACUGGUAUAAAGUCCACACUUUUUCCGUCAAUUGUUCCGUCUGUCCUGCUCACAUAUCCAAUACACGUUGUCAUUAACGUGGCUUCACUCCACAUCAGCCACGCUGCUUUGCUAGCUAAAACACCGGUGUCGGCACAUAAGGACGCUGUCAUAGCCUGUCAACAACGUUGAUUAGCAUACGACUGUGAAUCGCAUUACUGGCUGGACUAUGGGAUAAGGUGGCAUCGUUCUAAUCCCAUACGGGAGCAGCCAGUCACUUACUGACUAAGACUGCAAAACAGAAUUGUUAAAGUAUUAAUUUUAAUUUCAAUUCAGGUAGAUUUUUUCUUGUGCACAACGCAGAUUUUCUGUGCGCAGAGACCGUGCCAGCAGUGCGCAAUUGCGCACGCACGCAUCUUAGAGCAGCGGUCCCCAACCCCCGGGCCUCGGACUGGUACCGGUCCGUGAGUCGUUUGGUACCGGGCCGCGAGAGUUGAGGCUCAGGUGUGAAAUGUAUGGUUUUCAGGGUUUUUAUCGGUUUUCAGCAUUAUCGUUUUUAUCAUUAACUCGGUUUUCCUGGGUCUUUUCACGUGUGUUAUGAAUAAAUCUUCUUUUUAUCGGUACCGGCACUAGUUUUAUUUUGUUGUAUUUAUCCGCGGCACCUUAUUGCCGGUCCGUGAAAAUAUUGUCGGGCAUAAACCGGUCCGUGGCGCAAAAAAGGUUGGGGACCGCUGUCUUAGAGGGAACAUUAGUGGUCACUAUAGUGGACAGCUAUUCAAAGGCUGUUUGUAUUCGUGUCAGUGUUGAUGGCAUACUUGCACAUAAACCACUACAUUGGACACUGAUGUGUCACUUCAUACCAAAUUAAGUCAAAAUGUAGGUUGUCCACCUAAGUGGACAUGUAACAAACUCUUUGAAAAGUAUAUGUUUAAGAAAAUGAAGUUCAAAAAUCUUUUUUUCAUACCUAAAGAUGACUAAAAAUACUUAAGAAAAAAAUCCUGAUUCAGGUUGUCAUAAUUCAUGCAUGAAAGGGUUAAACACUGCAGUAGGUAAUCCAAAAAAUAGAUUGCUUUUGGAUAUGUUUUAAUGUUUAUCCUGUGAAAUUUAGGUCUGCAAAGGUGAAAAUUAUGAAAUAUGUUUACAAGCAGCAUAAUACGUUAAUAUAAUUGUAAGGCAAAUAUGAACGACGUUAUGACUGGGGGCUGAGGCCUCCUAGUGGUUUGAUCCUAUGAUCGCCCCUGGUGUGUGGCUAAUUGUCCCAGAUGAACAAGGCGACUGAUCAUAAGAGUGCAAUUCUCUUCUUUGCCACAAGAAGUCACUGCCGGGAAAAAAUGAGUAUGGUGCAACAGACCCCUGCUUGUGUGAGAGCACUGCAGUCUAAGAUACCGAGAGAACGAGGACCCGAGUCAUUUUCUUGUCCUGUCAUAAUCAUAUCGGACAUGGUCGGGAGGUAUGACUGAGAGCGGUGCAUAGUUACAAGGUUUAUAAAGAAAAACUGAAGCCGCUCAAAAAGAAGACGAUAAGAUAGAUUGUGGGGGUUCAGUCAGCCUACACGGCUGAGCACACUUACCUGGCAAAAAUUAGAAGUCCUUUCGACCAACGGCCAGCAAUCUACUUGGCCAUUCAAUCUUGACAUUUUCUCACUGCACGAGUGCACAGGUAUAGGUACAUUUAACUGAAGCAAAUCAGCCUGUAGCGAGAUGGUGACAGCUAAAGUGGACAAGAGUAAAAGCAGGUUUUCAGUGGUCGAAAAAGAGAACACCAACCCAAAACAUUAGCUAAAUACCCGACUUCCUGCAGUUCAAUGAAAUAAACUAACCUCAAGAGUGAAUCUAUAAUUGUAACCGCAUCGAUAUGUCGUGGUGCAGCCAGUGAGGCUGCUGCUACUCCUGCAUUAUCUUGUUAAACAGGUCCACCCACUGAAGCGAUAAGCCUCACAGUAAAAACGAACACCACGAACGGCAUAAUCAUCAUGUUUAUAACUGAUAGCACAACCAACAGGCCUAUUAAUUAAUUGUAGAACUUAGAUUUUAAAUCAGAAUCCACGGACUGAUUACAAAAGCGUACUGAUUUAAUUUAGCUCAUAUAUUUUUCAUAUGAAAUUGCAAUCAGAAAGACAGUGAAUUAUAAAGUAAAUAAACACAAGCAUAUAUACAUAUGUAUGUAUGUACAAUAAAAAGUUAUUAUUGGCCGCCAUAAACAUGAAACAAUAGUUUUUGAGUAAAGGCAAGUGGAACAUAUGAAAUCAAAGGUUUAUUUAUUCAGAACUACUUAUUACGGGAAAUAUUUUUGAUAUAAAUUGAAUGUAUACCAAUCAAGUACAUUUUUUGACCAAAUUCCAUUACAUAUAGCGUUUGACAUGUAUGUAAGAAAACUAUAUGGAAAAUUUACAUUUAAUCAAAUUACUUGAAUUCAACAUUUUGGACAUAAAGCUCUUUUGAGUGUACAUAAAAUAUUGCAAUGGCAGUUACUAAGUUAUAUUUACAUUUCUUAUAUUUUCUUGUAGUUUGGGGUAAAACUAAAUAAAAGCUUUAACCUCCAGUUAAUAAGGAGUAUGAUUUGUGAGGAUAAACACUUGUUUAAUUAGUAGUGGAGGUUAUUUAUAGACCCUUACCAUCCCUCAAGAGCGCAUUUCCAGUGCGGGGCAAAUCUGAAACGAUAAGAUAUUUGGCUUGUACACAAGAUCCCAUAUGUGUUUCUUAGCAGCCAGUUAAUUCAUAAAGGCCGAUUUUUAACGUCCAAGCAUUACCAGCAAGUCCAAGCAUUACCAGUUUGAGCAGGCGAAAUCCGAGGGUUUCACGAGCUGUUUUUUACGUUUCAAUUGGAUGGCCGUGUGAAAUAUAAUUCUGAUUGUUUCGUCCGAUAUUAUAGAACACCGUGAGACUUUGGUUUCGUGUUUAUCUCAUGCCAGCUGUUACAUAUCUUUUGGAAUCCUUCCAAACGCCUAAAGCAUUAUCUUUAAGGGGGGCUGGGUGUGCCUGUGUUCAACUGCAUCUAUAAAACCCCUCUGUUUGCGGCGAACGCGGCAUUGAACUUGGAAAAAAAAUCAAGAGGCGAGAUGAGUCUUUCCGCUAAGGACAAGGAGACAGUCAAGGCCUUUUGGGCCAAAGCGUCGGGAAGAGCGGAAGACAUUGGCAGUGAAGCUAUCGCCAGGAUGCUGACAGUGUACCCUCAGACCAAGACUUACUUCUCCCACUGGAAGGACCUGAGCCCCGGCUCUGCCCCGGUGAAGAAGCACGGAGGAAUCGUGGUAGCUUCAAUAACCGAUGCCGUGAACAAAAUCGACGACCUGGCAGGGAGUCUUCUUACCCUCAGUGAGCUGCACGCUUUCACUCUGCGAGUGGACCCUGCAAACUUCAAGAUUCUUGCUCAGAACAUCCUGGUGGUUCUGGCCACCAUAUUCCCCGUCGACUUCACCCCUGAGGUCCAUAUGGCUUUAGACAAGUUCCUGGCUGCCUUGGCUCGUGCUCUGUCUGAGAAAUACCGAUAAAUUGCAUACUGGGGGCGACGAGCGGCAGGGACUCAGAUAGCUACUCACUACCAGUCUGAAUCUGAAUAAAUCAAAUGCAAUGAAACUGCUUUGUUUGUUUGGCUUUUUUU
This is a messenger RNA of Pelmatolapia mariae (spotted tilapia), 5617 nucleotides long. Its product is annotated as hemoglobin subunit alpha-1-like. Gene Ontology annotation, cellular component: haptoglobin-hemoglobin complex; hemoglobin complex; blood microparticle. Gene Ontology annotation, biological process: oxygen transport; hydrogen peroxide catabolic process. NCBI's taxonomy places the organism in Eukaryota, Metazoa, Chordata, Actinopteri, Cichliformes, Cichlidae. Gene Ontology annotation, molecular function: organic acid binding; haptoglobin binding; heme binding. The transcript is spliced from 3 exons. Bases 5076 to 5507 code for a protein of 143 amino acids. The record is from RefSeq and is a predicted model, not a curated record.